Messenger RNA from Frankliniella occidentalis (western flower thrips), 3399 nucleotides. It is a transcript of the gene Arl8, whose product is annotated as ADP-ribosylation factor-like protein 8B-A. Gene Ontology annotation, biological process: anterograde axonal transport; protein transport. Gene Ontology annotation, molecular function: GTP binding; GTPase activity. The record is from RefSeq and is a predicted model, not a curated record. Gene Ontology annotation, cellular component: lysosomal membrane. Lineage: Eukaryota; Metazoa; Arthropoda; Insecta; Thysanoptera; Thripidae. The transcript has 4 exons. The coding region runs from base 154 to 714 and encodes 186 amino acids.
GCGGCGGCGGUUGUGGUUGUAGUGGCAGGGGUGUGGAUUUUUGUUCUUGUGCUCAUCCCUCGCUCGAGGAGUGUAACUUUACCUCUUGCGCCUUUGCUCGUCGUGCCGUGGAUGAGUUUUUGACAUUGCGUUGUAAUAUAUAAUUUACUCAAAAUGUUGGCCUUAGUAAAUAGAAUUUUGGAUUGGUUUAAGAGCUUGUUUUGGAAAGAAGAAAUGGAACUGACACUUGUCGGUUUACAAUGUUCUGGCAAAACAACCUUCGUUAAUGUGAUUGCGUCAGGGCAGUUUAACCAAGAUAUGAUACCAACAGUGGGUUUCAACAUGCGGAAAAUCACUAAGGGCAAUGUCACUAUCAAAGUCUGGGAUAUUGGAGGACAACCUCGAUUCCGAUCAAUGUGGGAACGUUAUUGCCGUGGUGUUAAUGCUAUAGUUUACAUGGUUGAUGCAGCUGAUCCUGAUAAAAUUGAAGCAUCAAGAAAUGAACUUCACAACUUACUGGACAAACCACAGCUUAUGGGUAUUCCAGUUUUAGUUUUGGGUAAUAAGAGAGACCUUCCUACUUGUCUGGAUGAGAAGGAACUCAUUGACAGAAUGAACUUGUGUGCAAUUCAGGAUAGAGAAAUCUGCUGUUAUUCCAUUUCAUGUAAAGAAAAAGAUAACAUUGACAUCACACUACAGUGGCUAAUUGCUCAUUCUAAAUCUGGAGGUCGUUAAGCGUUCCACCCUCUUUUCAUUGUGUAAAAUCCUGAGUUGAUCCCGGCCCUUGGGCAAUUUGCACAGCUGUUACAUGUUAUGUUGCAUGGCAUUUAGUUUCUCACACAUCUUAAGUAUUACAAGACUGUUAGAUAGUUGAUUGUAUUUGUUAUCAAUGUUUCCUCCUUGGACCCUAUUUUAAGUACAUUCAAAUUUAUGUUACUAAUGCUUAGUUUAAGUUUUUUUUUCCUAAUUUGUUUCUAGUAGUUCUAUUUCCUGGAAAGAAAAUGUUAUUGGUACAUUGUACAUUGUAGUACUAGAUGUCAGUUGAACUAAGCUCCAGACAAGUCACAAUUUCAAUAGUUUUCUUAUGGAAUGGUGUUGCAGUUUGUACAUUGAGGUGUUAUUUCUCAGGGCCUCCAAAUUUAUACUUUGGUGUAAUUAGAUUGGGAUCAGCAUCUUCUCCGGAUAUAAUUGUGCUAGGCAUUAUUUUCUUACAGUUGAUAUCGGGUUCUCAGCUUCACUUAAUUUGCUCAUUCUGUUAGAUCGGUAAAACUUUGCAGAAAUUAAAAAAUAAUUCUUUGGAACAUAUUCUGUGUAGCACUUGCAUCAAAAGGAAACCAAAAUUUAGAGCCAUAUGGGUGAACCAUCCAUCCAUUCCUUUCUAGACAGUAGUUGUAAUAUUUCAAUGACCAGAAAACAUCUCUCUUCAUAAAAUGUAACAGAUAUGUGGGAUGGAUGUAGUAUAAUCAAUAGAUAUGAGGCUCGAUGUACUGAAAGAGCCAGAGCAUUUAACUCAAGAAAAUUAUGUUUUCUUGAGAAAUCGUAUUUAAUCAAGGAUCUGUUUUUGUUUAUUUUGUUAUCUAUAUUCAUGCAAAACUCUUGCCUGUUAUUAAUUUACAUUGACUUCAUUGGUUAUGUAAUCAAAGUGACUAACAAUCAGUUACUAGAGAAACUCAAACGCUAGCAGCCUGUUUGUGCUUCCAGGUCAUUUUACCGGAAUGUUACAAAGUGCAACAACUUCUAUUCUGCCCAUAAUGGGUGUUAGUUAGCUGCAGUGUUUCAGCUUCUCAACACAGCUGGGUCCAAGUGGAGAACGUUGUGGUGUGUAACUAUCAAUUAGAAUUUUUGUGUGAAGUCUCCAUUUAUUGUAUUCAUUGUAGAAUGUGGGCACUUCAUUAAUGAACUGGAACCAAGUAAUUUGGAGUGUUAUGCUGCUGUUGUUGAAGUUUUUAUUCUUAGCUGCUCUUUUAGUCAUUGGUUUUUGCUUUUAAUUUCUAAAGCAGAUCACAAUGCAGCAAUCAAGUUAUAUCUUUUAAAUUUUAUUCAUAGUUUUUAUCCUUUCUACCUAACAUUGCCCCCACUGACAUCUUUCAGCAAUACAACUUAAGUGAAAGGAUCAUUUGAAGGCGGCAACCUUUGUGAAUAGUAGCCACCAUAGGGGGGUAGAAGGGUGUUGUCAUUUUAUUUGUAAUUGGUUUUGAUUUGACAUUGUGAUAGCAUCACAGAACUUCUGUGUGCAUUUUGUAGGUAUGGCAAACUGCUCUCUGAUUGCUGGUUGGAAUUUGGCUGAAAAAAUAUUUAGUGAUUUCCUUGUUUGUUUUGAUUAUUAUUUUUUGUCUUUUGUUUUAAAGUCGAAAAAUACCAUGAACUUUUCUAUUAGAGCAUGUUGCUGUUGUAAUACAUGUAUUUCUUUUCUUUUUGUUUGCUGAUUUCAAGAACAGCUCUUUGCUAAAGUAGCUGUUACAGAGACAUCUAAUUUUUGUUUUGGAAUUGUGUAAAGGCUGGUACAGUCAGUUAGUAUGAUUAAUGAAUUAUAACUGUGGUUGAUCUUUUAAUUGUUGGCACUUUCUUUUUACAAGAUUGUUAGCAUUUUAAUCAAUUCAUUAACUUCAGUUUAAAAGAUGGCAAAGUGACAAACAAAACUUUUUUUUUUAUUUGGUGAAAAACUGAAUGGAGAAGAGAAUUUGAUCUGUUUCUUUUAAAACUCUAAUUGGAUUGUUGCCCCUUUUAAUAUUAGUGAUCUACAAUAUUGUUGAAAUUCUUGCUUCUCAAACAAUGUAACUUAGUGAAAACGUACAUUAACUGGUCACCUUUACCUUCCAAUGUGAUCUCUCUAUCUUUUACUAGAACACUAAAUUGUUUUAAUUUACUUCCACAGUUUUCUUUUUUUUUUUUUACAACCAAAAUACUGGAAACCAUUUAUUUUGUCAUGGCUGAAACUUUAUUGAAUUUCUUCAAAAGAAUGGCUGUAUGCAAAUUAUACAGUAAUACAACAUGUAUAGAUAUACUAUAUAUAUAAAGUGAGAUGUCAUAAAAAUGUUGUGAGACAAUUUUGUUCUAGUCCAUGUUAAGCCAAGCCCCCACUCCUUCAAUGUCAUGGUGAACAUUAUACUUUUGUUGUAAGAUAUUAUGAUGUAGUGUAAAUGCUUUCUAAUGUAAGCAAGUUAAUUUUGCAUUCGUGCACACUAAAAGUUUUCUCUUCUGAAAAAUAACCAACAACAAAAAGAACAGUUUUUAUUUUGGAGACUCUUGUUAAAGAUAUGUGAUAGAAAGCCAUGGAUCUCUGAUAUAGUGCAUAUUUAAAGAAGAUUGCUGGUGUCAAAGAUAUCAUGUAGAUUAUGUGUCUUACAUAUUAAUUUAAAAGCUUCUGAAAUACACAUGAGAGAGUUGUCUAGGUAGUCAUCUCCUCUGACACAAACAUUA